AUGCAGCGACUUCGUCCUACCUUGACAAACAGGCUCCUGGCGAGCCGUGCAUCCCGUCGUUCACUCUCAGCGGGCAGGAAUUCUUCUCCCGCGCACCUUGACUUUCGGGCCUUUGUGGACAUGUUACGAGAGGAUAAUGACUUGGCCGAUGUUAGUGCUGAAGUCGAUCCCAGACUCGAAGUUGCAGCUGCCAUCCGUCUGGCAUAUGAACAGCGCACAAAGGCUCCAUUGUUCCACAAUGUGAAGGGGGCAAAGGACGGCCUAUUUCGCAUUCUGGGUGCACCAGCUGGUUUCUCCAGUGACCCAAAGUUUCCUUACCGACGUCUGGCACAGCACCUUGCACUUCCGAAAGAAGCCGGCGUGACAGAUGUCAUCGACAAGAUGCUAUCGGCAAAGGGAGAAAAGCCUCUCCCUCCAGUUCAUGUCUCCACGGGACCAUGUAAAGAGAAGAUCAUCAUGGGCGACGACGUUGAUCUCACCAAGCUGCCUGCUCCUCUUCUGAACAAGGCCGAUGGAGGGAACUACAUCCAGACAUUAGGGAUCAACAUCAUACCCCAUCCAACAGAGCCAUGGACAAAUUGGUCUAUCGCGCGGGCGAUGGUCUAUGAUAAGACACGAAUGGUCGGUCUCAUCAUGAAACCACAGCAUAUUGCCAGGAUCUUUGAAGAAUGGAAAAAGACUGGUAAAGACGUCCCAUAUGCCAUCGCCCUGGGAGCUCCACCUAUCGCUACCAUGGCCGCCAGUAUGCCCCUACCAGCUGGUGUCUCAGAGUCUGAAUACGUUGGUGCGCUCUGCGGUUCGCCAUUGGAGCUCGUCAAGUGUGAGACCAAUGACAUGUACGUCCCAGCAACAAGCGAGAUCGUACUAGAAGGCACGAUUUCCAUCACAGAUACUGCCAAAGAGGGCCCAUUCGGGGAGAUGCAUGGCUACAGCUUUCUCGAUGAAAACUCCCAACAGCCUUUGUAUACUGUCAAAGCCAUCACUCAUCGUAACAACCCAAUCCUCCCAGUUUGUGUACCUGGACGCGCAAAUCUCGGCCCAGAUGAGACGCAUACCAUGAUUGGAACCCUUGCCUCCGCAGAGAUUCGGCACUUGCUUCAGCAGCACGGUUUGCCGGUGACUCAAGUCUUUGCCUUGUUCGAGACACAGGUCAUUUGGGCGGCUGUACAAGUCGACCGCAAGAAGCUCGCUGAGAUGAAGACGAACGCCAAAGACUUCUGCACGAAGAUAGGAGACCUUGUGUUCCGCAACAAGUGCGGUAUGCAGAUCCACCGUCUGCUUGUUGUGGGAGAGGAUAUCAACCCUUUCGACAUGAAUGAUGUCACUUGGGCUUUUGCAACAAGGUGCAGACCAGCGAUGGAUGAGUUCUGUUUUGAGGAUGUCCCUGCUUACCCGCUCGUGCCGUACAUGUCGCAUGGACCCGGGACAAAGCUCACGGGAGGAAAGGUCGUGGCCAAUUGUUUGUUGCGGGAAGAGUAUGAAGGGAAGCAAGGCUGGGUGACAUGUGAUUUUGAGAAUGGAUAUCCUGAAGAUGUCAAGAAGAGAGUCUUGAGUAGACGUCAGGACUUUGGUAUAUAA
Fusarium odoratissimum NRRL 54006 is the source of this 1578-nucleotide messenger RNA. RefSeq lists its product as uncharacterized. Gene Ontology annotation, biological process: ferulate metabolic process; cinnamic acid catabolic process. Gene Ontology annotation, cellular component: cytoplasm. The record is from RefSeq and is a predicted model, not a curated record. The transcript has a single exon. The coding region runs from base 1 to 1578 and encodes 525 amino acids. NCBI's taxonomy places the organism in Eukaryota, Fungi, Ascomycota, Sordariomycetes, Hypocreales, Nectriaceae. Gene Ontology annotation, molecular function: carboxy-lyase activity.